UGUUCUUGUUCUCUAUUUUGGAGAGGCAAGCAACAUAGUAGUCAGUCAGUGUCGACAUUUUAUGGCCUCAUCACCUCAUUUUGGUGUGUUUAGAGUGUUUACUGUGAUUUAAAGAAAGUGUUGAGUAGGUAGCAUUUAAUUUUCUUUCAGCUGGUUCUGCUUUUUCAAGCUCAUGAUGCUGAAACGAAUUUUUCAGCAAGCAAAGAAGCAUCCAGGACUCAUCCCCCAGUUUUUUUUCAUGGUUUUGGGUAUGAGUGGAGCCUCCCUCUACCUGAUCCGACUGGCACGAGGACCUCAUGUGAGCUGGGACAGGAAGAAUAACCCAGAGCCAUGGAACAAACUCAGUCCCACCUAUCAGUACAAGUUGGUGGCCGUCACUACAGACUACAAGAAGCUGAAGAAGGAAGGACCUGACUUUUAAAGGUCCUCUCUGUGACUCCGAGGGCACAUCCAAACACGCACACACACUCACACACACUCACACUGCUGUGGUAUCACUUACCGUCUCAGAUGUGUGUCGUUGUGAACCUUUUCGUAAGACAACAGCAACCUCAACCCUCUCCCAUCCAUAUUGUCUUCCAGAGAGCAGAAAGCUUGUAGAAUAUUAAAGUCAUAUUUCCACGACAGCAGAGGCAUGUUCAGCAUGCCACACGCACUUAGAGAACGCAUGCGUAAAAUCCUAGCUCAAGGAUAUUUCUCAAAGAACAAAUAAAGACAAUUUCCAUGCUUAGAAGUUUGCUCAGGGUCGUAUAUUAUCCACAAAAGAGAAAUACAAAAUAACAUUACUGCAUGCUAUGAUAAAGUGCUGUUUACUAGUAUAAAGAACAACAACAGCAGCCAUCCCCUGCAACAUGAAGAAACAUGACGAAAUCACGAAAGUGUUUAAGAGUGCACAACAAUUACGACUUUUACUGAAGAUUUUUCUAUUGACAGUAUUCUAGAAAUCUAUAAGUCAAAUUUUAAUAAAAUGUAAUUUAAAGAAGCACUUUAUUCUAGGGGUGAGCCGAUAUGAUACUCCGUAUCGGUAUCAGUCUGAUAUUGGCCAAAAUCACAUGAGCGAAAAUUGCAAGAAAAAAGUCAUCUGUUAAUCCAAUAUGAUCCAUUAGUCUAUCCCAUAAUUGCUUAACCCUAGAUGUUGAUGUGUUUAUGUGUUUAAACCAGGCUACAUGCCAGUAUUUAUUUAUAAAUAUUUAUUAAACUCUGAAAAUCUUUAACAUUACAGCAGAAAUACCAACAACGCACAAUACUGUUUUAUUUUGUAAGUGUGAGUUCAUGUAGUUUAGUUGUGGUGGUUCUACUGGUGGUGUGUUAUGCAUUCUCCUAAUCCUUUAUUGCUUGAAUUACAUUUUUGGGAGGAAAAAUAUACUUUUUGGAAGUUUAGAAAUCCAUGUGGAUAUAUUAAACAUACAGUUCAUUUUUAUGCUAACUUUUAAUAACAAGCUGAUCAGUUUUUUAAGCAAGAAAUCACCUAAAACUUGCAGGGCAGGUCUCUAGAACCAUAGAUGAGAACCCUUGAUUCAUUAUGAUUAAUCUGACAAACAUGGUUUAGCUGCAUAAUGUUUCUCAAAAGGCAACAAAUAUAUAUACUGUGUAUAAAAAUCUGUUUUAGUAAAUUAUAACAAGAAAGUAUGAAAACAGUAAGAAUCUGUUGGGUUCUAGGGUGGAUUAAGGCCUCCAUCAGUUAUGAGAGAACCACUGUUUGUUCUUUCACUCUCUUUCCUGUUCUAAAUAAAGUUUUAAAAUAAAUUAAA
Molecule: messenger RNA, 1751 nt
Organism: Astyanax mexicanus (Mexican tetra)
Lineage: Eukaryota; Metazoa; Chordata; Actinopteri; Characiformes; Acestrorhamphidae
Product: NDUFA4 mitochondrial complex associated like 2
Exons: 4
Coding region: 173-421 (82 amino acids)
Source: RefSeq, a predicted model, not a curated record